GACCAGCGACGCUUCCCAGGCAACGCAACGCAUCAGCACCACCUCCGCGCUCAUCAACGCUAUGCCACCGCGAAAUAACGCCAUGUAACGCAGGAAAAGCCCAUAAAAAAGCACGUCCACAUUAAAGAAGAGCGACAGGGGACGACUACAGUUAUCUGUCAGUGCGUGUUCAGCUUUUGAGCGCAGUCAUGCCUCUGGUCAAGAGGACCAUCGAGCCCAAGCACUUGUGCAGGGGAGCGCUGCCCGACGGAGUGACCAACGAGCUGGAGUGCGUCACGAACAGCACACUGGCGGCCAUCAUCAAACAGCUCGGCGGACUCAGUCGACAUGCGGAGGACAUCUUCGGGGAGCUUUUUAACGAGGCCAACAGCUUCUACAUGCGCAUGAACAGUUUACAGGAGCGAGUGGACCUGCUGGCGGUGAAGGUCACACAACUGGACUCCACUGUGGAGGAGGUAUCCUUACAGGACAUCAACAUGCGGAAAGCCUUCAAGAGCUCCACUAUCCAGGACCAGCAGGUGGUGUCCAGAAACUCCAUCCCCAACCCUGUGAUGGAGGUUUACCAGCGCUGUGACAAACCACCUCCCCUCAACAUCCUCACGCCAUACAGGGAUGAUAAAAAAGAUGGGCUCAAAUUCUACACAGAUCCAUCCUAUUUCUUCAACCUGUGGAAGGAAAAGAUGCUGCAAGCCACAGAAAACAAGAGGAAGGAGAAACGACGACAGAAGCAAGAGCAGAAACACACGGAGGACCCUACCCGCGAGGUCAAGAAAGUCCGUAAAGCUCGUAACCGACGUCAGGAGUGGAACAUGAUGGCAUACGAUAAAGAGUUUCGUCCGGACACUCGACUGACGCCAUCACCUUACCACGGCAUGUCCUCCGAGGGCUCGCUGUCUCCAGACCGGUCCGUAUCUUCAUCUCUACACUGCAUAGACACAUUAGAGAAUGAACAUUCGUACCCCGCGAGCCCCAACCACCCUCAGGAAGUGGGUGGAGCAGGGCCUGAUGGAAAAGACGGCGGCCCCACUCAGACUCAGUCUCUGGACCGAGCGUACCGGCCGGCGGUCUCGUCCUCGGCGGCGUCAGCCCGACAGCACUCUCUGGGCCGUGUUCAGCCUCAUCACGGGCCCCCGCCGGCGGACUCAUCCCUCAACGGGCCACGGCCUGCUGCUGCUAAAGACUACAGCCAUCAAAUGCACGAACACUUCAUCCCGCCGGCUCCUCCUCCACCUCCACCCCUGAUCCCAUCGUCUCAGACGGCCUUUGACAGCACGUCUGGCCCUCCAUCUCUGGCUCCGGGGACAAUGGCGUCUCUGCGGCCCUACAGCCCGUCCCCUCCACCCGCUCCUCCAUCUGGCUACACCGCUUCUCCUGCACACGCUGUGAUGGGUGGGCCUCCGGUGGCUCCGCCUCCUCCUCCUCCAGGGCCGCCCACUCACGCUCCGUCCCCGUCCCGGGCCGCUCACCCGUCCGGAGACUCCACUCUGCCCAGGAAGGGCCCGGUACCCCUCAUCCCCAUGAGCGACGCCCGCAGCGACCUGCUAGCCGCCAUACGCAGAGGCAUUCAACUCCGCAAGGUGCAGGAACAGAGAGAGCAGGAGGCCAAGAAAGAGCCGGUGGGUAACGAUGUGGCCACAAUCCUGUCACGACGCAUCGCCGUAGAGUACAGCGAAUCUGACGAGGACUCGGAGCCCGAGGAGAACGAAUGGUCCGAUUGAGACCCAGAAACUGAGACCACCAUCAUGAUGCUGCUAUUCUCCAUUCCUGCACAGAAACACACUCACUCCUCAUCCAGCAAAACUCGACUGGUGCAAUGCAAAGAGGAAGGACCGCGUGUGCAGAAACAGACAGGUGAUAAUAGCCUAAUAGCCAAACACUAAUACUGGUAAACAUCUGUAGAAUUAACAGGAUGAAUUUACUGGUUAACCAAAAAAUGAAGAUUAUCCCAUGAUUUAGUCACUCUUAAGGUCUCCUAGGCGUAUAUGACUUUCUUCUUUCAGAGCAAUACCAUGCAAAUGUCAACCUUGCCAUGAACAAAACGUUUUCACCAAAAUAUCGAAACCUUUUUAAAGAUUUUUGUGUAAGUGUGUAUCCCAGCAGACACACAACAUCAUAAGACGUUAAUAUUAGGUUCGAUUUAAGCAGUGCUUAAUUUGUGAAUUGCAAGGUCCCGGAACAGAUCAGGGUAACAGAUCCAGCAGCUUCAUAAAGUGUUGUCUGUAACUAGUGCAACAACAAAAAAGCUAAUCAAAAGUGGGAAAAUAAGAUUAAGGGCUCUAUUUGAACAAUCUAGACGCAAAGUCUAAAGCGCAUGGCGCAAAAGCAUUAAGGGCGUGUCUGAAUCCACUUUUGCUAUUUUAAGAACAGUGAAAUUAGCUCUGCGCCCCGGCGCAUGGUCUAACAGGGUUGUGCUUAUCCUCUUAAUGAGUUCAGGGUGUAUUUUGAGUAUAUUGUGCAUUAAACCAAUCAGAGUGUCAUCUCACAUUCCCUUUAAGAGUCAGUUGCGUCGCACCAUGGUGCAUUUGCUAUUUACAUGGCGACUUUGUAAGUGUAAAAACUGAACGCUUCACUAGCAAGAAAACAGUUAAACAGAGCAUCUGCAGCAUGAGGAUAAAGAACGAGCCUCCUCCAUUCAGCCUCUUUACUUUACUUUUACUCUUCACUUUACUCCUUUACUUUGGUGGAGUGAGGAAACGGUGGAAACUCACUCCACUAGUGUACAUAUUUAAUUUAGUUUGUUAAGCGCAAAGAUUUGUGUCAAAACUAUUUCUAAUUUCAGUUCUAAUCUCCAGCAAAGGAAUAAAUGAACAAUAAUAAUGAAAUGUGGUCAAAAAACUGAGUUAUAUCCAAACACACGUCCUGUUCUUAUGCCCCAUAUGGUGAUGUAGACGUCUAGAAUACCAGACAGGUGGACAAAUCUAAACUUGUGUUUAUUAAAACAAAUAUAAAUAUGCAGAUAAUCAAUAAUACUGCUAAUAAUAAUAACAUUAUACAGAUGCAGAUUGUCAUGAAUAAACUGAAAAAGCCCCCCGAGGUGAAGAAGGCAUGGAGGCAGUGGUUUUUAUAUUUAUGUAGAAAAUAAUCAUUUUUGUAACAUUUUAACCCUUUAAUUGUUUUCAUUUGUAAAGAUAUUUGUGUAUUGCUGUUCAUCCUGUGUGUAUUCAGCAGUGUGUAAGCGUUUGGACACGCAUAGGCGCAUAACUAACACACUCUGCGCUGGACUUUAGAGCAGUUUUUAGUUGGUCAAUGGUGCGGUCUAUUUCAGUUCCUCAAAAUAGCAGCGCAUGAACAAUGCGCCUUAACACACCUCCUUUAUAGACCAGCACACACAUGAGUCCACAAAGGGGUGCAAAUGGAUUUGCUAUUUAAACAAAGUGGCGCAAAGCAUGAAAAUUAGAGUUGCGCUGGUCUGAAAAUAGCAACAAAUCACGCCAAACAUGUCUUGAGCAUUAUUGUGCCGGGUGUAUGAUAGGCCCCUAGGGCCUACCUAAUCAUCUAAAAAAUAGAAGUUACAUAAAUCAGUUUAUAUAUAGUAAAAUAUAGUAAAUAUAGUUAUUUUUCUUACAAAAACAAAUAAAUACAGGAGACCAUGACAUGAAGCAGUGUGGGCACUUUUUAUUUAGGAUGGAUGCACUUUAUUGGACUUUAAUUAGCCGCAGUUAGCCAUUGUAGAGCUGGAAAAGCACACAAUCAAAUUUAAGAUAACAAUAUAAACUGGAUUUAACUGAAAUAAUAAUAAAAUCACCUUAAGUGUGAGUAAAUCAUGGGAUAGUUUUCAUUUUAUGUCCUUAAUUAAAAUAUUCACUGUUCACACACAGCAGAAAUCCAGCAAUUAAAGGGUAAUUUAUCAUUCCAGAAAACUGCCAGAACUAACUUUCCAAUAACUUUUUAUUAAAAAUGGACCUAUUCACACAUGAUCACGUCACUGUAAUUUAACAGUAUUUUUUCCAGAAAAGUCUGUAUGCGUGAAAGGGGCUAUUAUAAUAACGAAAGAACGAGGUGAGGUCAAACUUUAAGACUUUCAGAGUCUCAUUCUUACGAUGUAAAUUCACCAUUUGCCAAGAAAACACUUUAAAACAUAUUCGUUCUGUGAUUUUGAUGAUAUAUUUUGCUAGUUGUCCAGAGAAUAUAGCGAACUGCAUAUCCAUCUCUUGUGGUACACAGAAAUGAUGGUGAACAGCGGUGUUUUAGCACUUGUAUUAAUCUUCUGCUCAAAUCAUCGCCACAGUAUUGUUUCUCUGACUCGAGACGCCCUAAACGCUGUAUGGACAAUCAGUUCAACGCUAUAAUCAAAGUACAUUUCUCUCUGCGUUAUACAAGAUUCGUCACUGUGCUCAAUCGUGGACGGUGUUGUGCUGAAUAUUUAUACCCCGAUUUAACAGUGAGUAAAUUUAUUGAUGCUUUCAUUAUUAUUUUAUUUUUAAUUCCGUAAAGAACAGAUGUGGCCAAUAAUUUAUUACUGCUUGCAGUUUACUAAUAGUGUGUGUAUUGUGUGUGUGUGUGCCUAAAUGUGUAAGACGAGGUGACAACGUGCAAGACUGUGACAUCUGCCAUUUUUAGACUAUUAUAAUUUAUAACAAUACUGGGUCAUUUAAAGUACUGUAUCAUUAAUGUGUUUUACAAUUUAUGGUUGUAUAGAUUUUUGUAACACUGCUCAAGAGCCGGAGGUGGCAAUCUUACGCUUAAGCUGUAAAUCAUGUUGUAGAAACAGAGCUUAAUG
Messenger RNA from Danio aesculapii, 4720 nucleotides. RefSeq names its product actin-binding protein WASF3. The record is from RefSeq and is a predicted model, not a curated record. The transcript is spliced from 9 exons. Lineage: Eukaryota; Metazoa; Chordata; Actinopteri; Cypriniformes; Danionidae. Gene Ontology annotation, molecular function: Arp2/3 complex binding; protein kinase A regulatory subunit binding; actin binding. Gene Ontology annotation, cellular component: cytoskeleton. The coding region runs from base 189 to 1718 and encodes 509 amino acids. Gene Ontology annotation, biological process: positive regulation of Arp2/3 complex-mediated actin nucleation; actin cytoskeleton organization.